Messenger RNA from Ceraceosorus bombacis, 471 nucleotides. The record is from the annotation of a GenBank genome assembly. Lineage: Eukaryota; Fungi; Basidiomycota; Exobasidiomycetes; Ceraceosorales; Ceraceosoraceae.
AUGCUGCACGCUGUUGUGCCCAUUGGCGGCGCGGCCUUUGUCCACCCGUCCAUAUCUUCUCCAACGAGCGCAUCAGACUGUUUCACCUCACCCACCAGUCUUUCCUCCUCCUCCUCCUCUUCACACGAUGGAUGGGUCAACGAUCAAGCGCUUCGAACACCAGAGCAAGAACGAGAAGCGAAGGUAUACGCAGCAUCCGUCCUGGCCCACACGCGCGCAAUGUGGCAAGCAGAGAGGGACAACAUCGAAAGGGCAAAGUUGGAUCGCGGAAGCAGAUCUCCUCCCACUGGUGGUUUGAGCAGUCCUUUAGCCAAAAUUUCUCCACUGCCAGCUGCCUCGGCCGCUCCGCAAGUCAAACCUCCCGCACCUGCUGCCAAAUCUAGACACGCUAGGGCCAAGAGCGAGGGCGCGGGGCUGGGACUCUUUAGAAGUCUCACCACUGGACGUUCGAGACACAAUCAAAGAGCUUGA